AUGACUACCAGCCAAGCGAAUUUUACCAGGAUAGACCAAAGCAUCGCCUCGCUGGAGGCAGGUCAGAGGAACCAAGGUGCUAUACUGCAGGACCUCCAGCAUCAGCUUGGAGGAAUAGCUCGUCAGAACAAUACUCGGGCACCGGGAACUCUACCUGCCACUACCAUCCCCAAUCCACGGGAGCCGCACCAGCAGCUGAAUGCCAUCACCACCUGGAGUGGCAAGUCCACAUCGGUGGUACCUGCCCAGGCUAGGCAGGAAUAG
Molecule: messenger RNA, 264 nt
Organism: Linum trigynum
Lineage: Eukaryota; Viridiplantae; Streptophyta; Magnoliopsida; Malpighiales; Linaceae
Source: the annotation of a GenBank genome assembly